AUGGACACAAGGGUUUUUCUGGAUUCGACCAUGUUUAACUUUAUCAGUGAUUUAAACUGUGAAGUGCCACCUCGCAGCGUAUUCGGACCCACGGUAGGUCUGGACGCAUCAGUUCCUUAUGACACGGACUAUCACGAUCCACACGAGGGCGUCCACGGCGCUUCUGUUAAUGGAUUUGAUUGUUCAGGUGCUCGAUCAGAUGAGCACAAAACUAGAAAGAACCCGAGGAGGAAGCGUAAAAUCAGCACCGUACAGAGACAAGCGGCCAACAUCCGAGAACGCAGGAGGAUGUUCAGCCUGAACGAGGCGUUUGAUGAACUGCGCAGGAAAGUUCCCACUUUUGCCUAUGAAAAGAGACUGUCCAGGAUCGAGACUCUGCACCUGGCCAUCGUCUACAUCUCUUUCAUGACGGAAUUAUUAGAAAAAUAA
Messenger RNA from Trichomycterus rosablanca, 429 nucleotides. It is a transcript of the gene ferd3l, whose product is annotated as fer3-like protein. Gene Ontology annotation, molecular function: protein dimerization activity; RNA polymerase II transcription regulatory region sequence-specific DNA binding; DNA-binding transcription factor activity, RNA polymerase II-specific. Gene Ontology annotation, biological process: developmental process; regulation of transcription by RNA polymerase II. NCBI's taxonomy places the organism in Eukaryota, Metazoa, Chordata, Actinopteri, Siluriformes, Trichomycteridae. Bases 1 to 429 code for a protein of 142 amino acids. The record is from RefSeq and is a predicted model, not a curated record. The transcript has a single exon.